This is a messenger RNA of Centropristis striata (black sea bass), 1926 nucleotides long. It is a transcript of the gene pdzk1, whose product is annotated as PDZ domain containing 1. NCBI's taxonomy places the organism in Eukaryota, Metazoa, Chordata, Actinopteri, Perciformes, Serranidae. Gene Ontology annotation, cellular component: apical plasma membrane. The transcript has 7 exons. Bases 103 to 1584 code for a protein of 493 amino acids. The record is from RefSeq and is a predicted model, not a curated record. Gene Ontology annotation, molecular function: protein-membrane adaptor activity; protein binding. Gene Ontology annotation, biological process: protein localization to plasma membrane.
AUUGUAAUAGCUAUAGAAAGCAAAUUGUGUCAUAAAGGACAUUACAAGAUGCAAUCUGUGAUUGUGUGUGUAGGACACUAACCCUGUCCUCUAUGUUAAGACAUGGCCGGGUACAAGCCGAGGGUGAUCUCUCUAACCAAGAAGCCGGGUCAUACGUUCGGCUUCUACUUGAGGAUGGAGCAUGGUGAGGAGGGUCACCUGAUCCGCUGCCUGGAAAUGGGAGGUCCAGCUGAACUGGCAGGCAUGAAAGACGGAGAACGCAUCCUGCGGGUCAAUGGAACAUUCGUUGAUGGACUGUCCCAUUCAGAUGUGGUGGAAAUGGUGAGAAACAGUGGAGCAACAGUCACGUUCCACAUCCUGGAUGGAGCUUCUUACAUUCAACUCAAAGAACAGGGAGUCAACCUGUCUGGCAAUCAGGGCACAUCAGUCGCCAACAGUGGGGCCAAAGUGGCUCUAAAACCCAAACUCUGCUAUCUGGUUAAGGCCAGCUCAGGCUACGGGUUUUCUCUUCACACAGUCAAAGGUGUGGAAGGUUUGUUCAUGGCGGAGGUGGUCAAUGGAGGUGCGGCUGACAGGGCAGGGGUCAAUGUCAAAGACCGCCUGCUAGAGAUCAACGGGGAGAACGUAGAAAACUCCACACACGACCAGGUAGUGGAAAAGAUCAAGCUUGCUGGCAGCAGCCUCAUGUUCUUGCUGGUUGACGAGGAAACAAACGGAUACUACGAAAACAAGCGUACAAAGAUAGGAUCAUGGUUAGCCACAACCAAGUAUCUCCCACACAAGCCACGCAUCGUCAGCAUGACGAAAGGAUCUGAUGGAUAUGGCUUCCUGCUGAAGAUGGGGAAUAACCGAACAGGCCACUACAUCAGGGACAUAGACAGAGGCAGCCCAGCAGACAGAGCAGGUCUGAAGGACAUGGAGAGACUGGUAGCUGUGGAUGGCCAGGAGGUGGACAGUUGCAGCCAUAACCAGGUGGUAAACAAGAUCAGGCAGAGCGGCAACCAAUGCUGCUUCCUAGUGGUGGACAAAGAUACGGACAAAAUGUAUAUGCAGGGGAAAGUGUCUCCUAUGCUCUUCCUGGAGGAAAUGAAUGAGUCCAACUCACCGCCCAGUUAUACAGAGGCCAUCAAUUUACCCACCCCUGCCCCACCACCCACACCUGUUCAGGAGAUGGAGGAGGUGCUCAAGCCUAAACUGUGUAGAAUGGAGAAGGCCUCAUCUGGCUAUGGCUUCCACCUGAACGGCAUCCAGGGGGUGGCUGGACAGUACAUCAAGGACGUGGUGAAGGGUGAAGCGGCUGACAGGUCCGGUCUGGAGGAUGAUGAUAUUGUGGUGGAGGUGAACGGAGUAAAUGUGGAGGACAGCAGCCAUGAGGAGGUGGUAACAAUGAUCCGCCUCAGUGGCAACUCUCUGGAAAUGCUGGUGGCUAAGAAGAGCGUCUAUGACAAACUGAAAGCUAAAGGAGUGAGCAUCACACGCCUGCUCCUCGGGGAAACAUCUUACGCUCAGGUCCACAACGCAGACACCACAAGAGACAGGACCAUUUCAUCUAUAUCUCACGACAGUCUUGAUGAAAGAUUCUGAGAAGCAACCGAAAGGACGUGCUCCCUUAUUUGGCAAAUCUAAUGUUGUAAUUCAUUGUUUUUUAAACAAUCAAGCUCUUACGGCUUAACACAUCCAACAAAGACUUUAAAAUUCACUGUAAAUAUCCAAACCAUGGCAGGAGAGUUGAAUGUAUCAAAGGGCUAAGAACAAAAUGUGUUUGUGAAUACUUUUGUUUUACUUUAAAGCAUACAUCCACUUGUAAAUGAUGAUAUGUAAUGAUCUGAGUAAUAUCUCUUAAAGCUUUGAUUACAUGUGUUACCAAGAUAUCUAUAGCCUACAGAGCUGAAGCUAACACUACUGAUGUUGCCAGUUAAUCCUGUG